GGGGCAUUAAUCAAAUCCCCUCACUGGCAUAUGAACUCACAUUGAGGGUGUCUCCUUUACUCUCUCAAUGCGAAAUAAUAGACGGCAGCCUUGUGCUCAGCUCAACGCUGCUCUUUCCCGCACGCACUCCAAUCUCACUAAUCACGUUAUGUUGGCGGUUUAGGUAAGGGUGAGAAGGGGGCACCAGAGUUCAAAGUUGUUGCUGUAUUCAUUUGUUUCUGUGUUGGUAGAUUUGUGUUUUCUAUUUGCCUUUGAAACGAACGGGAGAGUUGUCAUUGGAUUAAGUUGUAUUUGUCGCUAUGGGAGCCGUGAUUUCGAGCCACCUGGAUGAGGGCAAACGGGAGAUCAUUACAGCCAGGACAGGCGAGGUGAUUGGAGAGUUUAGCCGUCUGUAUGAGCAACAGUAUGCAGUGGCCCUCUUCAACAAGGUCCGCUUUGACAUCGAGGGAGGAGGUGGACCCCAGCCACAGCUACUGCACCGCAAGGUUCCUCUGGAGAAUAGAUCCAUCUUCUCUGGAGCUCUGUUCCAGUUUCUGGAGGAGAACAAUAAAUGGAGAAACCACUUUCUCUUCGUUCCUGACUCCUACACUAUCAACUACUAUGACAACAAAGCGUCUCAUGAGAGAGGGCUUCACCCCAAGGGAAACAUCAACUGUGCUGGGUAUAAAGUGCUGACUUCAAUGGAUCAGUACCUGGAGCUGCUCAACAACAGCCUGCCUGGUGAGAACAUGUUAGGACUGAGAACCAGCGAUGGGGGUGUAAAGGCUAAAGUGGGUAACUCUCCCUUCCUGAAGUGUGCCACCCAGUUCCCUCUGAUCCUGUGGCACCCGUACGCCCGCCACUACUACUUCUGUGUGGUAACGGAGAAAGAACAGCAGAAGUGGCAUGCAGUCUUUCAGGACUGUGUAAGACAUGCCAAUGAUGGUUUAUCAGAGGAGAGCCAGGUGCAGACUCCGGCCUUCACAGACGCAGUGAGGCUCUACCGCCAAGCCCACGGGCAGUAUGGCACCUGGGAGAUGAUGUGUGGGAUCCCCUCACAGAUUCUGGCCAACCUGGUGAUGGAGACUCUUCUCCCUGAGCUCAGGGAUCUGAUCUCCCCUCGACUCAAAGGCAAAAUGCACGACAGGCAGAGGAACUGGAUGCUAGUCUGUGAUGCGGUGUAUGGUCUGGUGGUGAAGCAGGCCCAGGCCCAGUACGAGGCUGUGGUGCAGAGCUGUGAGGCGCGACGCCCCCCUCUAGAGGCCUCCAUACGCACAGACAUGGACCAGAUCAUCACCUCCAAGGAGCACGUCGCCAACAAAAUCAAAGCGGUGGUGCUGCCUAAGGCAGAGAAGCUGCUGACAGUCAGUAUCCAGCCCUACAUCAGCUCUAUCCUGGAGGCCCUGAUGGAGCCCACCAGCCGAGGCUUCUCUCAGGUCCGAGACGUCUUCUUCAGAGAGCUGGUGGACUUGAGCAAGAACACACUGAACGACGCCACCAAGGAGAAAGUGGGAGAGCACAUGGAGAAGAUAUCUAUGCUGGCGUUCCACCCAGUGAAGAUGCAGAGCUGCUAUGAGAAAGUAGAGGACCUGAGUCUGGACGGCCUGCAGCAGAGGUUUGAUGUCUCCAGCCCCUCUGUGUUUGUCCAAAGAGCACAGAUCCUCAUGAGAGAGCAAAUGGACGAUGCAGUGUACACGUUUGAGCAGAUCCUCCACCAAAGUCUGGAGGACCAGGGGCCAGAGGGGCUCUGUAAGAACAUCCAACGCUGCCAGGACCGGGUCAUCAAGAAAUUUGACUAUGACAGCAGCACAGUCCGGAAGAGGUUCUUCAGAGAGGCUCUUCUUCAGAUCUUCAUCCCUUACAUGCUGAAGCAACUCACUCCCUCCAUAUCCUCUGAGCUGCCUCGUUUUCAGGAGCUGAUCUUCGAGGACUUUUCUCGUUUCAUCCUGGUGGAGAACAUCUUUGAGGAGGUGGUGCUGCACUCUGUCAUGAAGGACAUCAUGAUGGCUGUCAAGGAGGCAGCAGUCCAGAGAAGACACAACCUUUACAGGGACAGCAUAGUACUGACCAGCAGUGAUCCCAACCUCCACCUGCUGGGGGAUAACCCUGCCAUCGACUGGGCUGGGGAGUAUGGGACAGGACAGGAAGAGGUGGACAGGGAGGAGACUGGGGACAGCACAGGAGGGGCGGCCCAGAGGAGGCGCAGGAUGAAGCAGGUAGUCUCUAUGAUCCAGCUGGAUGGAUCUCCCAUCCUGGUCAAUGAGUCCUGUCUGGACAUCCCCAUGGUGGACAGCAUCCCUGAGGAGGAGGGAGUGGACCAGGACAACGAUGCUUCAUCUCCAGAGAGUGUCCACCAGGAACCAGCCAAAGUUAAUGGAACCAGUCUGAAAGGAAAGAGAAAGGCCCCUCCUCCUCCAGUCCAACCAGAGAACAUUCCAUCCCCUGCCCUAACCAAUGGCUCUGUCCUAGAAGGUGAGCCGGCGACAAUCUUGAGUGAGGCCCCAGAGGUACAGACCAAAAUCUCAGAAGAUGUACCCCAGGAAGCUGAGUGUGCGAUGAAGUCCCCAGAGGCGAAGAGCUUUUUACAUGACCCUGAGAGCACAGUGUCAGCCAUUGAGAGUGCCAUACGGGAGAUUGAGAAUGCAGUGCAGGGAGAGGACAGCGAGCCAGCUGUGGAGGUGGCUGUACUGGAGGCAGUGGCAGAAGUUUCACCCUCAAGCCAGAAGGAUAGUGUACCCUUAAGCAAAGAGGAGGAAUCUUUAAAACCAAUUCAGCAGGAGGCACUGGCACCAACAGCUUUUAGCCAAGAGGAAAGCACUCCUUCCAGUUUAGAGGAGGUAUCUUCCUCACUCUCUACUCAGACUGGGGUAGCAGCAACACCCGUAACAAAAGAGGAGAUCCCCACACCAACAACCCUGGACAGCAAGCAGGUCCCUGCAGCCAUACCAACAGAAAUGCCUAAAGCCAUACCAACAGCCCUGGAGACGGAGCAAGUCCCUGUCCCAGGACCAAUGCCAGAGGAGCUAGAGAGCACUUCAGUAGUCAGUCCAGAGUUGGAACAGGCCACAGUGGAUUUGGACUCCCUGUCCCCGCCACAUGACAGUGGCUUCCAGUCUCUCACCAGUGAGGCGGUGAAGAAGGUGGAGGAGGAUGCUGCCCCCAGUACAGAGGGGCCAGAGGCAGUAGAGGUGGUCCCUGAGGCAGGGGGUGAUGGAGUGACUGUGGUCCAGUAGGGAGCAGCAGCACAGAACAAUGACUCUGAGACCGGAAAGGAGGAGAAGGACUCCGGGAAGGCAGAGAGUCAGUGAGGAAUUAGUCCUCGUUUAGGCUGUAUGCUGGCAUUGAUUUAGAUGUGGGGGUUUUUCUGAAGACAGGCAUAUUAUACUACAUAAACCUAAUCUCACAAAAGCAUAGACAAUUUAAUACAUGGAAAAUGGUUUGUAUACAGUAGUUUUUCCAUUAGAUCAACUGAUUGGUUUACACCUUCAAGAUAAUUCUAAGAACUUUUUUUUUUUGUACUAAUAUUAUCCACCAAUACUAAGGUGAGGCUCAAGUACAACUUGUCUUAAUAUUGUUUUCGUGUUUCUAUAUUUUGACAGACAUUCCAACUGAUAAAGCAUGUGCAGUCCAUUCAACCCACAUUCCAAUUGAUAACAUGUACAUUGUAGCCCGAGUGCCAGAUGUGUUUGUGCGCUCUUGCCAAUUUGUCACUCAUUGUCAUGCCAAACAUGGCUUGAUAAUGAAUGGAAUUGACAAGCACACAAACAGAUUUGGGACCAGGCUAUGUGUGUAUUGCAUUACAUCCACACAAGGGGAAGUCAUUCCAUGAUGCUUUUUUAGUAUAUAUUCACUGUGUAGUGAAUGAUGAGGACGAUUGAAGGACCCAGUUGUCCUCGUCAUGGUGUUCUGUAAAUAUGAAAUCGCACAAUUCAGGUGCUGUUCUUGGUUGGGUAUACAAAAUCUUAGACACCUUCCUAAUACUGAGUUGCACCCCCUUUCCCCUCAGAACUGCCUCAAUUUGUUGGGGCAUGGACUCUACAUGGUGUCACGUGUUCCACAGGGAUGCUAGCCCAUGUUGACGCCAAUGCUUCCCACAGUUGUCGAGUUGUUUUGAUUCCCUUUGGGUGGUGGACCAUUCUGGGUGGUGGACCAUUCUUGAUACACACAGGAAACUGUGUGUGGAAAAACCCAGCAGCGUUGCAGUUCUUGACACAAAUCGGUGCGCCUGGCACCUACUACCACUUCCCGUUCCAAGACACUUAAAUCUUGUCAUGCUCAUUCACCCUCUAAAUGGCACACAUCCACGUCUCAAGGCUUAAACAUCCUUCUUUAACCUGUCUCCUCCCAUUCAGCUAUACUGAUUUUGAAGAGGAUUUAUCAAGUGACAUCAAUAAUUGAUCAUAGCUUUCACCUGGAUUUAUCUGGUCAGUCUGUCAUGGAAAGGACCGGUGUCCUUAAUGUUUUGUACACCGUGUAUAAUGUUCAGUGGCAUCAUUGAUUUGUUUAAAGUUUGCUUAGUUGAUUAACCCUCUGAUCUGCACUACUGCUCAACCAGUUGGCUUAACCCUGAAUCUACAUGCUGUCAAGUGUGCGGCUUACCCACGGUGUUAAAUUGUAUUUGGAUUGGACCACGGCAAGGUGUGCAAAGCUAGAGCUAGAGUAUUUAUUCCAUAGAUUCAACGACCAAUAUGUCCUUGUUAUCUUAUUGGUGUUUGUUUGUAUGUCCCACUUCUUUCAUACAGUUGCUCUCUGAAGUUUCCUGUCAGAUUAAACUGUCUUUAUUAUCAGAGGAUUUCAAAUACUUUUUUAAUCAUGCAUCAGUCUUCAAUAAUCUUCUGGGGUAUUUGAUGGAUAGGUGCCUGGGAAUCAAGCAAUCCUGUAGUAAUCGUGCCUUUUGGAAUACUGGAAAACAUUUGCGUUCAAAGUCCUUUUUUUUAUUUUCUAUUUCAAAUUGAAAUGACAAUCUGUCAAACAUAAUGAUGUGGAUAACUGUUCUGUUAUAUAAUGGCAAAAUACGACAUCAAAUGAGUAAUGCUAUUUGAUAUGUUGUCCUUAAUAUUUUACAAUGUAUUAUUGAUAUGACUGGGAAUACCUCAGUUCUGACAUUGAAUGGUUCCUAACAGAAAAGGCCUCUGUAUAUACAGUAUUAAAUACAUUGUUGGCCCUUUUCACCACCAAAGUCAUUCUUUUUACAAAGACUAUAGUACAAAAUACAUGUCUUCAGUGCCUUCAUUGAUAUACAUGUUUUUUUCCCCCCUAUUUAUUAUGUAUUGCACACUGCCUUAUGUCCCUGUCCCCAACCCAUCCCUGUUGAGCGUACUUUUAGAUUUGUUUUACUCAAUGUUAUACAACAGACUGUUAUUGAUUCAUAAAUAAUGAUUGAUUAAAUAUGUUGGUCUGUUGUGGUUUUCCUUUGGAACACACAGGUUUGUUAAAGGGGGCAAUCUGGGAUUUGAAAAACAACAGUGGGCAUCCUGACAGUAUUGUUGGUAAACAGGUGAGGGAUGGGGUUGGAGAAAUGUUACCACUCAAAUUCCAAAAUGGAUGUGCCAAUCAGAUUGCCUUCUUUUUAAAUGGUUGUUGGGUUCAUGUGGAGCAGUAUUUAAGCUUGCAUUCACAUUGACUGUCAUAAUUCCAAAUGUAUUUUACUCAUUGUUUGUAAGCAAUGCAAUUGUAAACAUGGUUAAAAGUAUAAAUAAAAACAAAUCAAUAUGGUUAAAAUGUA
Molecule: messenger RNA, 5704 nt
Organism: Salmo salar (Atlantic salmon)
Lineage: Eukaryota; Metazoa; Chordata; Actinopteri; Salmoniformes; Salmonidae
Source: RefSeq, a predicted model, not a curated record